AUGUGCAUCGCCCUCUUGACGACAGCCCAUCCGGACUAUGCGCUCAUCGUCAUCGACAACCGCGAUGAGUUUAUCCUGCGGCCGACGUCACGGCCCCACUGGUGGUCACCGACCGGGGACGACCGUUCUGGCUCCCGGCUGAUCCUCUCGUCCCGCGACCUGCAGCGCAACGAACACGGCACCUGGUUGGGCAUCACGCGCGACGGCAACAUGGCGGUGCUGACCAACUUCCGCGAGGAGAACUGCAGCGACCAGGCCCAUCCGGUGCACGGCCAGCGCAGCCGAGGCGGCAUGGUGACGGCCUGGCUGACGGCCGACGCAGCCUCGACGACGGAGCAGUUUGUGCAGCACAUGCUUGAGGGUGAGGGCGUGCGGGGUGUCGGGGGCUUCUCGCUGAUCUGUGGCAAGCUGCGGCGGCGGCGGGGAAAGGGAAACGAACACAGACAAGACGGCAUCGAGCCGCUGGCCAUCAUCUCCAAUCGGGCCGACGAGUUGGCUCAGGUGCCCUGGAUUGCCGGCCGGCGCGGCGAGGUGUACGGGCUGUCCAACGUUUGCUACGAUGACCCCGAGGUCUGGCCCAAGGUGCGGGACGGCAAGGAGGCGCUGCGCCGGCUGGUGGAGGCAUCCCAGGACGGACACAAGGACAGACCAGAGUGUCAGUCGGCUGACGAGCUGCGCGCGGCCCUUUUUGGCAUCCUCGACCGCGACACACUGCCCCAGCGGCCAGACCUCUCGUUCGAGGACCACAUCCCGUUGUUGAAACAGUCCAUCUUCGUGCCGGCCAUCGGCGACGGGGCCCAUCGCGCAGCCAUGACGGCGGCCAUGGCCGGAGGCCCACGUGAGGCGCUCUCGACGGCAGCUGCCAUUGCCGGCGCUGACGCCCAGCUGGCACACACCGAGCGGCCAGACGAGCAGGGCGGCAUGGGUUUCAUGACCGGUCUCUAUGGCACGCAGCGCCAGACCGUCCUGCUGGUCGACUGGCACGGUAACGUCUCGUUUACGGAGCGCGCGCUCUGGGAUGCCAACGGUCAUACGAUCCCACGCGGCAAGGGCGAUGUGCAGUUUGACUUUCAAAUCCAGGGCUGGGACGAGGACGACAAGACAGAGACGACGGAAAUUACAAACUUGGCAUGA
This is a messenger RNA of Grosmannia clavigera kw1407, 1134 nucleotides long. Its product is annotated as duf833 domain containing protein. The coding region runs from base 1 to 1134 and encodes 377 amino acids. Gene Ontology annotation, cellular component: Golgi apparatus. NCBI's taxonomy places the organism in Eukaryota, Fungi, Ascomycota, Sordariomycetes, Ophiostomatales, Ophiostomataceae. Gene Ontology annotation, biological process: Golgi organization; protein secretion. The transcript has a single exon. The record is from RefSeq and is a predicted model, not a curated record.